Molecule: messenger RNA, 1108 nt
Organism: Teleopsis dalmanni
Lineage: Eukaryota; Metazoa; Arthropoda; Insecta; Diptera; Diopsidae
Product: salivary glue protein Sgs-4-like
Exons: 2
Coding region: 43-1029 (328 amino acids)
Source: RefSeq, a predicted model, not a curated record
UUUAGAAAUUGUUUUCUUAUUAAAAAAUCAAAAUUUUAAGUUAUGGCAUUUAAAUCCCUUGAACACAAAAUACGGAAUGGAUCAUGUCCAAGUGUUCUCUCUGCCGAAAGUGGUGAAGAGGUGAACAAUCUUCCGCUUGGUUUUGGUGACAAGGACUGGAUUGAACUUUUUCUAGACUGGAAACGUGAAGAAUCGGGAAGCGAUUUUAUGAGAUUCAUACAUAGUUUUCUACAUGAUGAAAAGGGAAACACAGAUCUUCUACAACCACAAUCAAUAAUAAUCUGUAUGCUUAUGACAAUAGCAUUUUUACUUGUUUGCUUUGUGGUGACCCUGGUAUUCUAUGUAUUAUGCAUGAUUGUUCAAAACGUCAUCAUGUCGCUGUGUGGUGGUCGUUCAUCAAAUUCGAAGUGUGUUGCAAAGAGCAAAUCGAUCUGCCAAAAACCAAUUCGUUGUGUUAAAAAUAAAACGCCGGAGAAUAAAAAAGCUGGUCCUUGUGCUAAAAAUCAAAAACCAGAUUGUAAUAAAACAGUGCCUUGUGCUAAAAACCAAAAACCAGACUGUAACAAAGCAGAGCCUUGUGCUAAAAACCCAAAACCGGACUGUAACAAAGCAGAGCCUUGUGCUAAAAACCGAAAACCGGACUGUAACAAAGCAGAGCCUUGUGUUAAAACCCCGGACUGCAAAAAACCUGUUCCCUGUGCAGUAAAUCAGAAACCAGACUGUAAGAAACCCGAGCAUAAUGCAAAAAAUCAAAAGCCGGACUGCAAUAAACUUGACCCUAGCGUUCUUAAAAGUCAAAAGUCGAAUUCCGAAAAAAGUAAGGCCGAGAAACAAAAAUCGGAAAUAACAAAUAACUGCAAUCCAAGUAAUAAACCAAUUCAAGACCCAAAAUGUUGUAAGACUGAGAAGAAGAGUCAGGAAACCCAAACUGACCGGCUAAAUUGCAAACAUAAGUCCGCAACACCAAAGAGUGAUAAGCAAGAAAAAAGUUUGGUGACUUUAUUUAUAAAUAAACAAAAAAUUGAUUGAGAUAAACUUUUGUUAAUACACACACAGACACCAUUCCCUUCCUGAGGGGAUUAAUAAAAAUUAAAAUUAAUCGUAAAAA